AUGCGAGUGCUCGACGCGGUGGCGGCGCUGCCCUUGACGUACGCUACACUGUCGACUAUCCCUGAGAGACAAGAGUUAUUCCAGUCCAGCAUUCCAGCAAUCUGUUCGCACCCUUCCGUGCAGAUUUGUCAACAUGAAUUCUUCCAGCCACCGUGCCUCACGAUCCAGCUCGGGCCUUCACAGAACAAGGCCCCACAGUUCUGGAUGGCUCCUGCGCCUGGCGGCCCAGGACCAUUUCGAAAUCAUGACUAUACAAUUCGCUCUUGGUCACCGAGUCCGGGUGUCCUGACGUGGUGGGAAGACCGGCGUGGGAAUCUAUCUCAUGUACUUGGCUGGCCGGGGAUAGCCAGUCUUGAAGAAUACACGACGUGGAGCAAGAGAAUAUGGCGAUGGUGGGCAGUCUGGGAGGACGUCGAACUAAAAACCUCAGAUCGAAAUGUUUGA
Molecule: messenger RNA, 444 nt
Organism: Exophiala oligosperma
Lineage: Eukaryota; Fungi; Ascomycota; Eurotiomycetes; Chaetothyriales; Herpotrichiellaceae
Exons: 2
Coding region: 1-444 (147 amino acids)
Source: RefSeq, a predicted model, not a curated record